Messenger RNA from Lactuca sativa (garden lettuce), 1667 nucleotides. It is a transcript of the gene TPR8, whose product is annotated as Tetratricopeptide repeat (TPR)-like superfamily protein. Lineage: Eukaryota; Viridiplantae; Streptophyta; Magnoliopsida; Asterales; Asteraceae. Gene Ontology annotation, molecular function: molecular adaptor activity; protein binding. The record is from RefSeq and is a predicted model, not a curated record. Gene Ontology annotation, biological process: post-translational protein targeting to endoplasmic reticulum membrane. Gene Ontology annotation, cellular component: TRC complex; membrane.
GAUCACAUAAGUAAACAACAAUACAAAGUGGAAUAUCACGUUUUUCCUGACCCAAACGUGAACAUCUCCACAAGGGAACCAAACACUCUCAAUAUUCGACUCGUUUGCUUCUUCAUCUUACUGCUACAGGCGACGAUUUUCAAUGACGAACUUGAAGCCGGAUUCUCCUCUUCUUCGUCGCAUCGUCCUAUCUUUCCUCGAUUUCCUCAAUUCUGUUGAACCUACCUCCGAUAGUGAUGCUGAAAGUCUUGAGGUUGCAAAGGACUGCUUAUCCGAGGUUUUCAAGAUUGAUUCAUCAUCUACUUCCAGUCUACCAAAAUCUGAUUCUCUCAUUGAGAUUUUCAAAUCACAAACAGGAAAGAAUGAGAUUAAGUCAGAUAAAAACCAUGAGGAACCUCAAGCAGAUAUAUCCCAUACAUCGUGCACAAAUAAUAAUGUGGAUACUAAAAUUCCUGGGACAUCACAAUCUCUGAAUGACACCAACAAAGGGGAUACUGAAACCAUAGGUGUACGUGAACGUGAGGAUGAACUUUUUGGUCAAUUCUUUAACUCCCUUGAAAAGGUUCAUUAUUUUGGGACUACACCCAAUGGAGAUGAUGAACAAGCACUCGAUAGAGCUACGCAUUUGUUUCAUAAUGCUUUAACGGAAAUGAAAAAAUCUGGAUCCGAAGAAUUUGAUCUUAAAAAAUUAGCUGAUACCUUCAAAUUACAAGGUAACAAGGCUAUGCAAUCAAAGUUGUAUUCUGGUGCAAUUGAGCUUUACACCAUUGCUAUAGCACUUUGUGAUGAUAAUGCUGUUUAUUAUUGCAACAGGGCAGCAGCUUACACCCAAACGAACCAGCAUACAGAAGCAAUUGAUGAUUGCCAUAAAGCAAUUGAAAUUGAUCCAAAUUACAGCAAGGCUUACAGUCGUUUAGGGUUUGCUUAUUAUGCUCAAGGCAACUACAGGGAUGCUAUUGAUAAAGGAUUUCUAAAAGCUUUGCAAUUGGAUCCGAAUAAUGAAUCUGUAAGAGGAAAUAUUCAGGCAGCAGAACAGAAACUCAGAGAAGAACAACAAAGAGCCAAUCGUGGCCAGAAUUCAAAUUCAACAAGUCAUUCAAAUGAAGAUCAUUCUGGUGGUUUUGCAAGGGGGAGUGUGCCAAUUCCACCUUUUCCAUCCAUGCCAUUUAAUGUGAAUGUGAAUGGUCAACCUUUUGACAUGGCAAACAUGUUUAGGAACAUGGCUCAGAGUGGAAUGGGAAAUCCAUUUCCCAAUUCCAAUUCCAAUUCCAAUUCCAAUGAGCCAGGAAUAAGAGUAGGAGUGAAUGUUGGAGGAGAACAAAUGCAAAUGCCGGAGGAGAUUCUAAGAUCUGUGUUUGAGGUUUUGUCUGAUGGAACAACAUCGCGUGUUAAUCCACAAGACAAUCCCAAUGGAAACUAGCUAUACAGACUUUGGAGGAUAUGUUGAGAAUUUGUGUUGGUGGGGUGUGAGUUAGAUUUGAAUAUAUGGGUUAGGUUUUACCUUUUCAAGUAUUUUUUUAAAAAAAAGUGUUGCUAAAUUUUGGUGAUUGUUGCAUAUGGUUGAUAUAUGGGAUUUAAUGAGUGGUGUCCAACAUUUUCCUUCAUACAUUACCAUGAAAACACAUGACAUGAUUCAUUUUCAAGAAAUUUGAGGCAAACUUUCCAGA